GUAAGGCGCUUGGUAGGGCGGAGCGGGCUGUCAUAUGAUCCGAGUCCCGGAAAAGGAAUCUUGUGUUGUAACGGAACAGAACCAUGGAGUCGGCUUUGGAGCAGCACUUGGAGGACACAAUGAAAAACCCUUCCAUCGUUGGAAUUUUGUGUACAGAUUCACAAGGGCUUAACCUUGGAUGCUGUGGAAGCCUUACAGAUGAAUAUGCUGGAGUGAUAUCAAUACUUCCUCAGCAAGCGGCAAAUCUCACAUCCGACCCCACAGAUGUUCCAGUUGUAUGUCUAGAGUCUGACAGCGGGACAAUUAUGAUUCAGAAGCAUGAUCGAAUAACUGUUGCAGUUCACAAAAUAUCUUAACUAUCAAGAAGAUGAAAAGCAAAACUUGGGAAUCCUAAACAUAUAGAGGAACAAGAUAUUGUUUUGGACUGGAUUAAUCUUCUGCCACCCAGACAGAUCGCUGGACAUUUGCACAAAUUGUUGUCUUCAGCAAUUUACCCGCUUAUCUUAUCAGAAAAACCUUUUUUUAGAUUUGCUUUAUUGUAACAUUUUCCUCAAAAAAGAGCUUAUGCGAUAAUUAUUUGUACUAAUAUGUUGUGCUAUUAAAUCUUUAAUUCAAACA
Bombina bombina (fire-bellied toad) is the source of this 618-nucleotide messenger RNA. RefSeq names its product late endosomal/lysosomal adaptor, MAPK and MTOR activator 5 (gene LAMTOR5). NCBI's taxonomy places the organism in Eukaryota, Metazoa, Chordata, Amphibia, Anura, Bombinatoridae. The record is from RefSeq and is a predicted model, not a curated record. Bases 84 to 356 code for a protein of 90 amino acids. The transcript has 4 exons. Gene Ontology annotation, biological process: positive regulation of TORC1 signaling; cellular response to amino acid stimulus. Gene Ontology annotation, cellular component: Ragulator complex; cytoplasm; lysosome. Gene Ontology annotation, molecular function: guanyl-nucleotide exchange factor activity.